Messenger RNA from Cyprinodon tularosa, 4728 nucleotides. It is a transcript of the gene adgra3, whose product is annotated as adhesion G protein-coupled receptor A3. Lineage: Eukaryota; Metazoa; Chordata; Actinopteri; Cyprinodontiformes; Cyprinodontidae. Gene Ontology annotation, biological process: G protein-coupled receptor signaling pathway; cell surface receptor signaling pathway. Bases 447 to 4457 code for a protein of 1336 amino acids. The transcript is spliced from 19 exons. Gene Ontology annotation, cellular component: plasma membrane; external side of plasma membrane. The record is from RefSeq and is a predicted model, not a curated record. Gene Ontology annotation, molecular function: G protein-coupled receptor activity; protein binding.
AACACACAACAACAAAAAAAAAAAAAAGCAAACAAAAAAAGAGAGAUAAAACAGGAAGACAUUUCCUACGUGGAUAGCCUGGAAUGCAGCUUUGACCUGGACGCACAGGGGAACAAAGAUUGGCUCCAACCUGCGAUAAUGUUUAUUUUACUGGCUUUUCAGCCUUUCUGACUGCAGCACCAGGAUGGAAUGGGGAUUAUGAAGGAGCCUUCCUCUCUUAAACAAAGAAGCACACCUCCGCCGGACUGGAGCAGCGUCGUGCGAAAGGGAAAACCCUUUGCGGGAAAUGGAGAAGGAAGACUGGUUUGAGCCAAACAACACAGGCAGGCUGAGAUUUCUGCAUUGUUAGCAGCUGCUCCUCCGCCCUGCUGAGUGACAGAGCGUUCCUUUUCCUCACCACAUGCAGCAACAGAGUGUUUACUAAUCGGGGCAAAUCAGUAAAAACAAUGAGACUGGACUGUCUGCGGUUGUUGGUGGUUGUGGUGCUAAGUGGCCUCAGCGGCUCCGCGGUGCCGCUCGCCUGCAAAACAUCCGAUGAACGGCCGAGGAGCGGAGCGAAAAGCCCGGCAUCCGACAGGAAAGUGGUCUGCAGCAACAUGGAGCUCCAUCAAGUGUUACCUCCGGACUCCUUCCCCAACAGAACAGUAACACUAAUUCUCAAUAACAACAAGAUUCAAGAACUCAGAAGUGGAGCCUUUUUUGGAUUGUCGAAUUUGGAGAAACUAGACCUCCGGAGUAACAUGAUCAGUCGCAUUGAGCCGGGAGCUUUCCUUGGACUCAGAGCACUGAAGAAACUGGACCUGUUUAACAACAGCAUUAGCUGUCUAAAUGGAGACAUCUUCAAGGGCCUGGACAGCCUGAGUCGACUAAACCUUUCAGGAAACUUGUUCUCCUCAUUGGCUCAGGGAACGUUUGACAGGCUGGUGUCUCUGAAGGCACUGGAGUUUCAGACACCUUACCUCCUCUGUGACUGCAACCUUUUGUGGCUGUUGCGUUGGAUAAAAGAGCGGAACCUUUCUGUGAAGAACACAAAGUGUUCCUACCCUCAGUCACUCCAGGGUCAGCUCAUAACCUCGCUGAGGCCUGAGCUCCUCACAUGCGAUGCUCCCCUCGAGCUGCCCUCCUUCCACCUAACCCCGUCCCAACGUCAGGUCGUCUUUCAGGGAGACAGCCUCCCCUUCCAGUGUCAGGCUUCCCUUGUUUCCGAAGACAUGCAGGUACUCUGGUACCAGAAUGGCCGAAUGGUUAAACCAGAUGCCACUCAGGGCAUUUUCAUAGAGAAGCGCAUCGUGCAGAACUGCUCACUCAUUUCCAGUGCCUUAACCAUCUCUAACAUCCAGCCCGGGUUUAUGGGGAAUUGGGAAUGUCGGGUACGGACGAGCCGAGGAAAUACGACCAGGACCGUGCACAUUGUGGUUCUGCAAAGUUCUGCUAAGUACUGCGCUCCUGAACGGGUUUCCAACAACAGGGGGGAGUUCAGGUGGCCCCGCACUCUGGCAGGAAUAAAAGCCUACCUGUCGUGUAGCUCAUCGCUGUCUAGUGCACGUGCCAACACAGGCAUCCUGGGGGAGGAGCGGCAGGCGUGGCGUUACUGCAGUCCAGAGGGGCUGUGGGGGGAGGAGGACUACUCCCAUUGUCAGUUUCAGAAAGAGGUCACAAGGUAUCUCUACCUCUUCAAUCAGAUGCCUCUGAACGAGAGCAACGUUGUGCACAAAGCUCAAAGCCUUUUGGUUUACACCAUCGAUGCUGCCAACUUGUCAGACAAGAUGGACAUUAUCUUCAUUGCUGAUAUGAUUGAGAAGUUCACCGAGUUUGUGGAGAAGUUUAAGGUUCUUGGUGAGGUAAUGGUCAGCAUGGCCAGUAACCUGAUGUUGGCUGAUGAGAGAGUGCUGUUGAUGGCCCAGCGUGAAGCCUUGGCGUGCACCCGCAUCCUCGCCUGCCUGCAGAGAAUAGCCGUCAGUCGCCUGGCCACGGCACAACCCUUCUCCCUGACGUCCCCAAACAUCGCGCUCGAGGCCCAAAUAAUCAGAGUCAGCGACUGGAACGGCAUGACCUGCAUGCUUUUCCAGAGCCGCCAGCUCACGUUAAAAUGUAACACCACCGGCGCCUUCUCCACGGUUUUCUACAAGAGCACCGUGGUGGAGGCUUCGCUGCAGCUUCCACAAUCUCUCUUUAACCAGGCUGGGCAGACAGACGAUAACGUCUACAAGCUCUACCUGCUGGGCUUCCGCAAUGGCAAGUUUUUCCCGUCGACUGGGAAUACCUCUCUUCUGACUGAUGGAGGGAGGAGGAGGAGUGUGGUCACCCCCGUUAUCAUGGCAAAGAUAGAGGGUAUCUCUCCGCGUUCCCUGAGGACCCCCAUCAACAUCACCCUGCGGAGGUUGGCUCGUGGCUCUCACGCCAUCGCUGCCCGAUGGAAUUCCAGCCUGGCAGGAGGUCAGGGAGGCUGGAGAAGUGAGGGCUGCCGCAUCCUGGAGAAUCAGGACAACUUCACCACCAUGUCCUGCAACUCUCUGGGCAACUAUGGUCUGCUCAUGGACCUCAACAGUGUUGAGCAGCAUUCUCCAAGCAUCCAGCCUCUACAUCCAGUCAUCUAUGCUACAAGUAUCAUCCUCCUGCUCUGCUUGUUUGCAAUUAUUAUCAGUUAUAUAUAUCUAUACAGGACUGUUCGAGUGAGUCGGAAGUUUUGGCACAUGCUGGUCAAUCUCUGCUUCCAUAUCUCCCUUACUUGUGGGGUUUUUGUAGGCGGUGUCAAUCAGACACGAUACGCCAGUGUCUGCCAGGCAGUGGGCAUUUUGUUGCACUAUUCGACUCUUUCUACUGCCCUGUGGGUGGGCGUGACUGCACGCAAUAUAUACAAGCAAAUUACACGCAAAGCCAAACGCUACGAGGAGUUGGAUGAGCCGCCGCCGCCCCCAAGGCCGAUGCUCAGGUUCUACCUAAUCGGUGGAGGGAUACCCAUCAUUGUGUGUGGAAUAACUGCUGCAGCCAACAUUAAAAACUACGGCAGCCAAACAAAUGCACCAUAUUGCUGGAUGGCCUGGGAGCCGAGUAUCGGGGCCUUCUACGGACCAGCGGGAUUUAUCAUCUUCGUGGACUGCAUGUACUUCCUCAGCAUCCUGCUGCAGCUGCGCCGACACCCUGAGCGACGCUACGAGCUGAAGGAGUCGAGUGAAGAGCAGCAACAUUUGGCUUCAGUCAGCAGCGAUGCAGGACCAGAGGGUCCCAGAAGCCACUCCCAGCCCCUCACCGCGCAGCAUCAGCAGAACGAGGCAUCAUCCUCUGUAGGUUCGGCCCCGCUGCCGCUCUCUGCUCUGGAGAACGAACACACCUUCACCGCCCAGCUGGUCGGGGCAGUGGGAGCUUUAGGGCUCUAUUCAGCUCUCUGGGUGUUCGGCGCUAUGGCUGUUUCACAGGACCACCCUUACGACAUGGCUUUCACCUGCCUCUUCGGCCUGACGGCUCUGGCACUGGGGGCGUUCAUGGUGGUGCAUCACUGUGUCAACAGACAAGACAUGAGAAGAUUUUGGUCGCAGGAGUUUUGCUCCAGAAGGCGACCUUACUCUGCGCAGGAGGAGGUCCUUCUCCCUCAAACAGGCAUCGCUGUGAUGUCAACUGUAACGUCUGAUACUAAAGUCGACAGGGAUUCCACAAAAUGUGGUCAUAGCAGUACGGAUUCCUCGCACACUAACAGGAGCGCACCAAGUGUGCGCAACUCAGGGCAUGGCAGCAAGCUGACAAACCUGCAUGCAGAGGCUGCUCAAUGCAAAGCUGCCUCUGCACCGCCGGCGGCUAACGGCACAGCCGUUCUAGACAACAGUCUGACCGAGCAUUCACUGGACAACGAAAUAAAAAUGCACGUGGCGCCGGUGGAGGUGCAGUUCCGCCCGAUCAGCAACAUUCACACCCCAGCAGCUAACGGAAGCAUAAGCAGGCAUCAGAAGAACAGAGCCCGAGCACACAGGGCGAGUCGGCUGACCGUGCUGCGAGAGUACGCCCACGAUGUGCCCACAAGUGUAGAGGGCAGUGUGCAGAGCGCCCCCAACAGGCGGCACCAUUACUAUGACAUGGCCGCACGCAACAGUCGACGUGCCGCCUACAUGGCCUACAGGGAGCGCCACCAGAGCCAGCUGCAGCAGGACAGCAGCGACAGCGCUAGCCUGCCGCGGCGCUCCCGCUUGUCAGAGAAAAGAACUGGCGCUGUUCUCGGAAAUGGGACGGCAGUGACCGUAGAAGCAGAGCAGGCGGUUCUAACCGGAUUGCCAGCUGUCAGUAAAGACACCGUACAAAUGCCAGGCAGUUCGGAACCCGAAAGCCAGAACAGUAAGUCGUACGGACUUAACCUGGUCACUCAAAGCGGCGGCACGCUGAAGAAAAAGGGACAAGCAGUGCCUUUAAGGAACGGUGAUGGCGUCUGUAUAAAAACAGGCCUGUGGAAACAUGAAACUACUGUGUAGCACACGUUUCCCUCCUGAGGUCUGCUUUAAUAAAACCCUCAUACCUUUUAAACUGUGAAAUAUCUUUAAUGUUGACUGUUUUUCAGAGAAAACAUUGGAAAUAAGCAGAACUGCUGCCACUUAGCUGUCCUUGUAGAUAUCCUUUUGUAAAUGUUCUAUUUUUAUAAUUUUCUAAUCCAACACUGUUGAUUUCUGAGUUCUGAGUGAGAAUGCAUAUCUUCACUGUUUAUUGGAACCAGAAUUAGUAAUAAAACAAAGUUUCAUUUAUCUA